AGAAGAUCGAGAUUGACUUGGCUUCAGAGAGCGAGGAUGACACGCCUCGCCAGUCCGACCAUCGCCUUCUGCCUGGCGCCUUUGUGGCUGAUGUAUUGGAGCGCACUCCAGCCGCACCCAAGCCACCAAGCGCGCCACUUCUGAAAAGCAAAAGUGGCUUCCCGGGGCAUCAGAAGCGCACCGUGAUCAGCAAAUUCAAGCAGCAGAGGCAGGCGCCAGAUGCAGCAUUGUCCCGCGGGGAUGACAACACGGCGCCAUCGCGUCCGCACGAUGAGGCGACCAAUAGCAUACCAAAGUCGUGGGAGGAAGUGGAAAAAGAGCGCAUAGAUCAAGAGAACAAGCAAAAGCUUGCAGGAAUGACUGCUGAAGAGAUUGAAGAGGAGCGACGAGAGCUAAUGAACCAGUUCAGUCCAGCUCUCCUGCAGAGACUUCUGGAACGAGGAAACGUUGCAAGCGGAAGCGAAGAAUCUGAUCUUUCACAGUUGCCUGGUGAGAUAGCAGAACCAUCAAACACCAUUCCCCACCAGUAGAGGAUUCGGCCGAAACUGAAGUGCCCGAUGUCAGAGAGCGGACAACGCCAGCCAAAUCUGUUGCUUUUGCCGAAAAGCCCGAUUUCGAGCAUGUGGCGGCCGAAGUGGAGACGGAGAGCCAGCGUGAAGAACUUCCACCAUCACACGACAGCGUACAUUUUCCUCGACCCAACCAACCUCCCUCACUCGAUCCCUCGUCAGAAACUUUUCUGGAAGAUUUGCAUCAAAAGUACUUUCCCUCGCUCCCUGCAGAUCCCGACAAACUGGAAUGGAUGCAGUCAGCCUCGGCGAAGAACACGUACGAUCCUUCUGCAGCUGCUCUGAACGCUGGUGAUGUUCGCUUCUCCUUUCGGGGGGACCUCAUACCUCCCAGUAAAGCGAAUGAGAUUCCCGUCACUCUGGGUCUGCAUCACCAUGGAGAUGCGCCAGAGGCAGCAGGAUACACCAUCGCCGAGCUGGCACAUCUUGCACGGUCCAGCUAUGCAGCUCAGAGAUGUAUCGCAUUCCAAACACUGGGUCGCAUCCUGUACAAACUGGGCAAAGGCGAGUUUGGUGACCCAGGCGAGCCUGAGCACGUGUUGGAGGGUGGGGUAGUUGAGGGUCCAGAAGACACCUUUGGAGAGUUGGCACGAGGUCUGUGGAGAGAAGUGGAACGAUUACAGAUUGUUCCAAUUCUGGUAGACGAGAGUGAGGGCAGGGGUGUAGAUGGUGGCAAACAUAUGAGCGCAAAAUCCUACGCCACCGAAGCGGUAUGGCUGUGGCGAAAAGGCGGUGGCAGAAGAUGGGACGCAAAGUAGUAGUAGUAGUAGUAAAUUUCAUUCUGGUUCGCUGUGUGGGAUACUGUACACUAUAAAGCCGACUUUUCAAUCAACGCCCACUUCCCAUCCUCGCCAUCCCUCCCCUUCCCCUGCCUCACCUUCCCAUCCCUCUCCAACUUCUUCAACACCUGCUUCAAACUCCCCUCGGCCGGACCCCAA
Sphaerulina musiva SO2202 is the source of this 1507-nucleotide messenger RNA. RefSeq names its product RPAP1_C-domain-containing protein. The transcript has 2 exons. Gene Ontology annotation, biological process: transcription by RNA polymerase II. Bases 803 to 1327 code for a protein of 174 amino acids. Lineage: Eukaryota; Fungi; Ascomycota; Dothideomycetes; Mycosphaerellales; Mycosphaerellaceae. The record is from RefSeq and is a predicted model, not a curated record. Gene Ontology annotation, cellular component: nucleus.